UCUUGAAGUUCGAGAAAUUGAUAACGUAAUAAUUAUUAUAUUGUUAAAAAAAAAACUCUGAUCUACCAAUUAGAAAAUAUACAGACUUGAGCAACGACUGAUCUACUAACAAAAGUGAGUAAGAUCGAAUCAAAUGGUUUGAUCCAGAGAGAGAUCAGCUAACAAAAAAAAUGGCGAAUCAGAGGUUUCGUCCUCUGAUUUGGUGCAGAAAAUGGUCCAAGAGAGAUCAAGCCAUCGCAGCCGCCGCCACCGGAUUCGCCAUCUUCAUCAUCACUUUCUCUGUCUUCUCCGAUUCUCGCACUAAACCAUCCACCCAACAACCCCUCAAUCCAUCCUCCGCCCCCCUUCGGGUCCCCUUAACCCUAUUGCGCAAUGCCACCCACAGAGGCGCCUUUUGUUUGGAUGGGAGUUUGCCUGCAUACCAUUUACAAAAGGGUUUUGGAUCUGGUUCUAGUAACUGGGUUCUUCACGUUGAGGGUGGAGGUUGGUGUGAUACAAUUGAAUCGUGUUCUUCUCGUAAGAGAACUGAAUUAGGUUCUUCAAGAUAUAUGGAUGGUCAAGUUCAAUUUUCUGGAAUUUUGAGCCAAGAAUUGUCACAAAAUCCUGAUUUCUUUAACUGGAACAAAGUCAAGAUACGCUAUUGUGAUGGUGCAUCUUUUGCUGGGCACCCUGAAAGUGAGUUUAAGAAUGGAACAGAACUAUUCUUCAGGGGUCAGCUUAUUUGGGAAACACUUAUGGAUGAGCUCUUGUCAAUUGGAUUGUCUAAUGCUAGACAGGCUCUUCUUUCAGGAUGUUCUGCUGGAGGGUUGGCAACUCUCAUACACUGUGAUAACUUCCGCAAAAUUUUGCCAAAAUAUGCUACUGUCAAAUGUCUUGCUGAUGCAGGGUUCUUCCUUAAUGUGAAAGAUGUUGCUGGACAUCGUACCAUUGCAACUUUUUAUCAAGAUGUUGUCCACCUCCAGGCUGUAGCAAAAAGUUUGGACAAGGAUUGUGUUGCAAGGAUGGAACCAUCUAAGUGUUUCUUCCCUCAAGAAUUUAUAAAAAACAUAAAGACGCCAAUUUUCCUUGUCCAUCCAGCUUAUGAUUUUUGGCAGAUAAAACACAUCUUUGUACCAGAUGAAUCUGAUCCUCAUGGAAGCUGGUUCAAAUGCAAGUUGAAUAUUGAUAAUUGUAAUCCUAGCCAGAUGGAAGUACUACAUGGUUAUCGACAUUCAUUGCUGAAGGUAUUAAGUGAAUUCCAGCAAAACAAGGAGGGGGGAAUGUUUAUAAAUUCCUGCUAUGUUCAUUGCCAGACAUGGAUGACUGAGACAUGGCAUUCUUCUAAUUCCCCAAGAAUCAACAGUAAGACAAUUGCAGAGUCUGUUGGUGACUGGUUCUUCAACAGACAAGUUGCGAAACAAAUUGAUUGUCCAUAUCCGUGCAACCCUACUUGUUAUAAUAUAGUCUGGUAGUCUCAGCUCCAUCUUCCUGACUUCGCAAUCUAUUGCUAAUGGAAAUCAUCCUCACUUCCACCAAAGUGAGACCCGGGAUAUGAAAGAUGAAGUUGCAGAAAGGAAUACAGUGAACAGUUCGUGUCAUUACUUCCAUGGGAGAGAAGGACAACACAUUUGCUGCUUUCUGCAUCAUAGAAUCUGCAUAUUCAUUGGAAAAAUCGUAAUAUAGAAAUUUGUCGUAAUAUUCGGGUUUACUGUGUCCUAUUAUACUUUAGCCCCUCUUUCAUUAAACUUGAUUGACCAUGAGUCUUUUUUUUUGGGAUUUGUUUUGUACCUAGUUGCUUUGACUCUGAUGAUUGCAAUUGUGCCUAGUUGCCUUUCCAGAUCUUUGAUGUUUAUUCAAAUAUGAACUUGACAAGCUCAUGGGGCUCACACAGAGUCUCGUUUUGAUAAUUUGAGUUGUUCAUUUUAUGGGA
This is a messenger RNA of Camellia sinensis, 1909 nucleotides long. Its product is annotated as pectin acetylesterase 5. Gene Ontology annotation, molecular function: hydrolase activity. The record is from RefSeq and is a predicted model, not a curated record. Lineage: Eukaryota; Viridiplantae; Streptophyta; Magnoliopsida; Ericales; Theaceae.